AUGGAGGUUAGUGAAGAGAAGACACAGGUUGGAACCCCCAAGCCCAGGAGUUACCCAAGGAUUUGGGUGACCCCACUACCCCUUGCACCCAGGUCCCUUUGGCCUGCAUGCCAUGACUCAGUCACUUCCCUGUGCUUCCCCCAAGGGACAGCAGAGGAACUGGCCCAGCUCCCUCACCAGGACACCCAGGCCCUAGGCCCCUGCUGGGAGCCAAUAUUUCUGGGGACUUUGGGCCCCAGGUCUCUGGACAGGGAUUCCAAGAAUAUGCAGACCCAGACCAGCCAGAAGCACCACAGCCUGAAGACCCCAGGGACUCCCCUGGCCCCACCUCGGAGAAGACCUCGGAAGCAGCCAAACCCCUGCCAGGGCUCUGAGAAAGUGGACUCCGGGUUUGAGGGGGUGACUCUGAAGUUUCAGAUAAAGCCAGAUUCCAGCCUGCAGAUCACCCCCACGUACAGCUUGGCCUGUAGCAUCCGUUCUCACAGACCCCCUGCAUGCCCUACUGAGGUCCCAGAGGCCCACCCCGAAGGCAGUGAGGCCCUGGGGCCUCGGCGCUGUGCAUCCUGCAGGACCCACAGGACUCCCCUUUGGAGAGAUGCUGAAGAUGGGACGCCUCUCUGCAAUGCCUGUGGUAUCAGGUACAAGAAAUACGGCAUUCGCUGCUCCAACUGCUGGCUGGUGCCCAGGAAAAGUGUUCAGCCCAGGAAGUUAUGUGGCAGAUGUGGUGUGACCCUGGGCCCUCACCAAAGCCCAGUUCAUGAAGGUUAAGUCCUUCACCCAGCUGAGCCAGUUCUGCCUCAGUUUCACCAGAGGGAGAACAGAUAGAAGGUCUUCUAGGAGGAGUGACAGCCUGCCCCAU
Otolemur garnettii (small-eared galago) is the source of this 859-nucleotide messenger RNA. RefSeq names its product zinc finger, GATA-like protein 1 (gene ZGLP1). Gene Ontology annotation, biological process: regulation of transcription by RNA polymerase II; oocyte development; spermatogenesis. Gene Ontology annotation, molecular function: sequence-specific DNA binding; zinc ion binding. Lineage: Eukaryota; Metazoa; Chordata; Mammalia; Primates; Galagidae. Gene Ontology annotation, cellular component: nucleus. The record is from RefSeq and is a predicted model, not a curated record.